Colletotrichum orchidophilum is the source of this 519-nucleotide messenger RNA. RefSeq lists its product as uncharacterized. Lineage: Eukaryota; Fungi; Ascomycota; Sordariomycetes; Glomerellales; Glomerellaceae. The record is from RefSeq and is a predicted model, not a curated record. Bases 1 to 519 code for a protein of 172 amino acids. The transcript has a single exon.
AUGGCCGCCCAGGCCAAGCACGACGACGCAGUCUCUGAUUCCACUUCAGCCAUCGACUCUCCGGUCUUGACCCCUAUAACAACGUCCAUAGCAGGCGACAUUUCCACAGAUGCUCACCUGAGCGACGUUCCUUGGCCCGGCAAAACCUUUUACAUCAUCGAAAGGCAGUCCGGCAAAGCCAUCACGCUGGUCGACGACCAGCCAGUGCUCCUGGACCUCAGAACCACUCGCGAUCCCAGUACCGUAUGGCUUUGCGUCGAAAAGCAAGGGUAUUUUGGGUUUCAAAACCCAAGUGCAGGGAAGUUCAUCGGCCACGGCGGCAAGAGCGACGUGGGCACAUGGUCCUGUGAGCUCAGAGAAUGGGAGUCGUGGACUCCGAGACAACACCCCGAGGGAGGUUACCAGCUGCUUUCGCCAUAUUGGUCACAUACUCUGAUGGUGCUUUGUGUUGCUCAAGACAGAAUCAAUCUGUGUAGGCGGUCUCAUGGCACGACAUUGUGGGAGUUCAUCCAGGUUUAA